This is a messenger RNA of Candidozyma haemuli, 654 nucleotides long. RefSeq names its product Isy1p (gene ISY1). Gene Ontology annotation, cellular component: post-mRNA release spliceosomal complex; Prp19 complex; catalytic step 2 spliceosome. NCBI's taxonomy places the organism in Eukaryota, Fungi, Ascomycota, Pichiomycetes, Serinales, Metschnikowiaceae. The transcript has a single exon. The record is from RefSeq and is a predicted model, not a curated record. The coding region runs from base 1 to 654 and encodes 217 amino acids. Gene Ontology annotation, biological process: mRNA 3'-splice site recognition; generation of catalytic spliceosome for second transesterification step.
AUGUCACGUAAUAAAGAGAAGAACCAGUCAACGCUACAUAGGUACUAUGCCCAGCAAGAGCAGGAAGCUGGAGUUCUUGAAUCCAAUCCUGCGCUACGCCCAAAGUAUGUCCAGAAGGUGGAAUCGCUACCGCAAGCUGAGAAAUGGAGAAGAACAGUGGUGACAGAAGUUUCAGUGAAACUUACAGAUAUCAGUGAUCCUAGCCGAAGCCUAGACGAAAUACGCAGAUUGAAUGACGAAAUCAGUAAACUACAACGAGAAAAGCGUGCUUGGGAGCAUCACAUCAAGAAGCUUGGUGGUACAGACUACAUUCGGUUCGGUAAACAAGAAGGCAUAUUUGUGAAUGGAGUAAGAUAUUAUGGUCGUGCUCGUGAAUUGCCAGAAGCACAAAAGAAAGAAAAGACGCCAGAAGAAGCUCGUGAAGAGCACCAUGUGCCGUUAAGCUACUAUGGGUCCUUUGGACAAGAUGAGAAGGAUAUGAUCGUGGCUGACGAGCGGUACAUCCAGGGAGAAAUCAACCAAGCUCUAGGAGAAGAGUUAUAUCCUGUUCCGUCAAUUGCCAAGGAAGAACCGGAUAUGCCCACGAAUGAAGACGUGAAGCGGAUGCUUCUUGAAAGACAGAAGGCGUUACUACGAGCACAACUUGGAGCAUAG